AUGUCCCUGAAGAUGGCCCGAGAAAGCGGAUGGGCAGUGAGACAACUAGCUCUGAAAGCACCGGCCGUCCAUUCCCAAAGAGUGGCCCUCGACCUGCGCUUCGUAUCUGUUAAUGUGGACAUAGAUAUUUCUUCCUUAGCUUCUCAUCCCAGGGACAGAACACCUGACAACCACAGGUCUCAGGGAGGUGGCCUUGCUGUGACAGUCUUCACCAGCUCACGGGACAAGACGUAUCCUGUCAGCAAAGGGAGCAAGCCAGGGUCUGCUGGGAAUCACGGAGAGGACCCCAGGCAUCUAAGUAUUCAACAAGGUCUUGCUGUUGCACAGAAAAUCAUGAUGCUCCGUGGUCAGAGGAACCAAGACAGCAAGCUAGAGGGAGGCCAUCCGGGCCAGAGUAGUGCACAGGUCUUCAUGGGUGUGCAGGGUCUCAAGGAAGAGGGAGAAGAAGCAGCAGUCACUGCGUCCUCCGUAUCCUCUUCCUCCUAUACUGUAAUUGGAACCACAGCAAGAGAAGAGCAUGGAGCUGGUAUACCAAGUUGUCCUCAGGAUGUUCAGGGACUCUGUGCCACCCCCACUGCCAUGGUUUCUGGUCAAAUGACCCUAACUAAUGAGUGCUCUGUCAGGCAAGAUCCAGAGGGUUCAUGCACCUCACAGGAGGUGAACGUCACUCAGAUCAUGAACCGCAGGUUCCUAGAUGACAAGUUGGGUAACUUAAUACGAUUCUUACUCCGCAAGUAUCAAAAGAAAGAGCAGAUCACCAAGGAAGAAAUGCUGCGUAAUGUGGAAGAGGAUUGUCGUGAGCAUUUCCUUCUGAUCUUCAGGAAACUCUGUUACUGUAUUUGCCCUGGCUUUGGCAUUGAAGUGAGGGAAGUGGAUCCCCUUGGCCACACAUAUGUCCUUGUUCCCAUCUUGGGACUCACUUUUAAUGGCAUACUGGAUGAUAAUGAUGAUCAGAUCAUUCCCAAAAUCGACCUCCUGAUAUUCAUCCUGAGUGUAAUAUUCAUAAAAGGCAACCAUGUUAGUGAAGAAGACCUAAAGGAACUACUGAGAAGAAGGAAGGUAAUAGCUGAGAGGAAGUGCAUUUUUACUGAAGAGCCCUGGAAAUUCAUCACUGAGGAUUUGGUACGGGAAGGGUACUUGGAGUAUCGGCAGAUUCCUAACAGCGAUCCUGCAUGCUAUGAGUUCCUGUGGGGACCAAGGGCUCAUGCUGAAACCAGCAAGAUGAAAGUCCUAGAGCAUGUGGCCCAGCUUGAAAGGGCGUCUCCCAGGUCUUACCCAUAUCUAUAUGUGGAGGCUUCAAGAGAGGAGCAAAGUAUAAACAGGGUUAUUGAGGGGCAAGAGGUGUGA
Molecule: messenger RNA, 1347 nt
Organism: Cavia porcellus (domestic guinea pig)
Lineage: Eukaryota; Metazoa; Chordata; Mammalia; Rodentia; Caviidae
Product: melanoma-associated antigen 8-like
Exons: 3
Coding region: 1-1347 (448 amino acids)
Biological process (GO): negative regulation of transcription by RNA polymerase II
Cellular component (GO): nucleus
Source: RefSeq, a predicted model, not a curated record